Mustela lutreola (European mink) is the source of this 6266-nucleotide messenger RNA. RefSeq names its product zinc finger protein 709-like. Gene Ontology annotation, biological process: regulation of DNA-templated transcription. The coding region runs from base 2931 to 4865 and encodes 644 amino acids. The transcript is spliced from 3 exons. NCBI's taxonomy places the organism in Eukaryota, Metazoa, Chordata, Mammalia, Carnivora, Mustelidae. The record is from RefSeq and is a predicted model, not a curated record.
UUAAAUCUAGAAUGAAUUGGCUAUUUUCCAUGGAAUAUUGUGGAAUACAGUGCAUUUUUCCAAGUGAUUAACAGUGUGAGCCUUCCUGUGUGUAAAGUGUUCGUGAUAUUUGCCACUGUGCCUCAAGGACUGCUGUCCCUUGACUGACUUUUCAUAUUAAAUACCAGCCUGUUGAAGGCACUUCCUACCCUUGUCUGUCUGCUUAUCGCUCUGCUGGUUAGUGCUGUAUUGUCUGGAAUAGUAUAGCUUAAAAAUCCUUGGUGGGUGUGAGGUAGACCACCACCUUGUUCUUCAGAAGACUGUCCUCGUCUUGUCAUUUGUUCUGUCUGUUGGGCUUGGAGGAGUAUUUUUGUUGACUAGUAAAGAAUCUGUUUGGGGGAUUAUGGAAUUCUAUAAAAAUACUACUUGGGAUAUUCUUGGGUGGCUCAGUGGAUUAAGUGUCUGCCUUUGGCUCAUGUCAUGAUCUCAAGGUCCUGGGAUUGAGCCCGCAGGCUCCGUUGCUCAGCAGGAAGCCUAUUUCUUCCUCUGUCUUGCUGUCUCUCUCUGUGUCAAAAAAAUAAAUCUUAAAAUAUAUACUAUUUGGGAGUGGUGCCAUCUGGAUGACACUGAAUUCUUGUUAAGAACAAUUGGCAUCAGUGGGAUGCCUGGGUGGCUCAGUUGGUUGGACGACUGCCUUCGGCUCAGGUCAUGAUCCCGGAGUCCCAGGAUCGAGUCCCACAUUGGGCUCCCAGCUCCAUGGGGAGUCUGUUUCUCCCUCUGACCUUCUCCUCGCUCAUGCUCUCUCUCACUGUCUCUCUCUCAAAUAAAUAAACAAAAUCUUAAAAAAAAAAAAAAAAGAACAAUUGGCAUCAGUUCACUUACUUCUACUUUGACAUUAAGCAACAAUUUUAACAUUUUUCUUUUCUUUUUUAAAGAUUUUUAUUUAUUUAUUUGACAGAAAUCACAAGUAGGCAGAGAGGCAGACGGCGGGCGGGGGGGAGAGAAGCAGGCUCCCGCUGAGCAGAGAGCCCGAUGUGGGGCUCGAUCCCAGGACCCUGGGAUCAUGACCUGAGCUGAAGGCAGAGGCUUCAACCCACUGAGCCACCCAGGCGCCCCUAACAUUCUUCUAUGAGGAUCAUUAAACACACUUUAGUCUGCUUCGGUACUGAAAUUGGCAUGGAUAAAUUAGGAACAAGCUUUCAAAUAUCAUCUCAGUGUCAUCCCAAAGGAUGGGCUCAGUUCUUCGACAGGGUGUGAGUACACAUGCAAAUUAUUGUCUGGCAGGGCAGCUUUGUAGAGACUCAGUGUCUGGAGUGUUUGUUGGGAGCUGUGUUUGCCAAACCUGUAACAAAUUAUAGACACUCAAAAGGAAGAGAGGAGUUUCAUGUCCCGUAAUGUUUGCAUUAGUGCUUUAGGCGCAGUGAGGCACACUUUCCUGUAGGGUUGGUGGGGUCCCUCCCCAAAUCCCAGUUCCCAGAUACCAGCAAAGGAAGAACUUUGUCAUCCAGGAUUUCUAAGGGUAAGCGAUCUCAGGCCUGCUAAUGUUCACUCUCAUCUGCACACUGGCUAAUAGGACUUUCUUUGAACCUGGUCUACAGUUCCAUUGUGAAAAGAAUUAUUAGGACUGACCCAGGCACCUACCUCAUCACUCCCUGAACCCCCAACAGGAGAGGGGUUCCUCGUCUGCUGUCGCUCCACUAAGUCAGUUCUAGAAUUAGGAUUGUGGGUGGGAGCUUUUCUCUGCUCCCUAGGCAGGGACACCAUUGGAAGACUGAUCUCUUCCAGGAACCAGCAUUUAGGGGAACGAAUCCACUGAGGGAUUCCUGGGCUUGGGCUGGUCUAUCCUGCUGCCUUCCCAGCAGAGGAGCUAGAAAUGAGUGAAGUAGGGAGGAGAGCCUCCAGAGUGGCUGGUUGGGGAUCACUUGGACCAGGAAUCAGAGAAAAGGGGACUUGGUAGGGUUUUUGGAGGAAAGCACUGUUCAACUCUGUCUGUUUCACAUUAUGUGCAAAUUCACUCUCAGUAGUAUCAUGCAAUUCAGUAAAACCCCUUGCAAAUUGCAUGCCUUGACAUGUUCCUCAAGGUUACCAAGGUCCUGGUUACAGUGACACGGUUCUGUCAGAAAUUCUCUUCUGGUAUCUUAUCAUCUCAGUAUGUGUGCUUUUGUGUGCGAAAAAUUGGUGGGAAGCAACUCUGGGGCUCAUGAGUUUAUAGAUUUGGGGGAUGUCUGUGUUCUCACCUUUUCCUCAUGUCUCAGUUGUAUGUUUUGAAUAUCUUCCUGGUCCAUGAAGUGAGACAGAACACGGAAACUGAAACUGAUUCUGUGUUACAUAUAUACAAUCAAAUUAUAAUUAUACUCUUCUAUGAAAAUGUUGUUCCUGCAGCUGGAUGUGACUGUUUAUAGUGACCUGGGGGACUUUAGGAUAUUGUGGCCAGCUGGAUCUUGUAACAUUUUGGAUUCUCCUGGCUUCUCAUGUUUGGGAUGGGAAUAGAAGAAAAGGCUUCCUUUUUCCCCGUUUCUGUUGAUAAAACAUCACGCACUUGUGACCCUGUGCUUCAUGGAGUGCUGUGUGCUGUGGUGGGUAUUUAAGGAGGAGAUGGAAGUUUUUCCAAAAGACUAUCCAAAAGAAUUGAUAGUCUAUUCCAAAGAAUUGAUAGUCUUAAGAUGGAACUGUUCUUUUAUCUGCAUAGCAUUUCUCCAAGGGGUUCUGUUCCCUGAGGGUAGAGACACAUGGAGACUGGAAGUGAUCACAGUAAAAAUGUAGCAAUAAAGUCCUGUGUUCGUGAUGCUCUUACAUUCAUGAGGAAUUGAGUGUGGCCAGAGAGGACGGGUCUAAUGACCCAUGCAUAGAGUAAACGUUGAGAAGUCAAAGUCCCAUGUGAGUUUCUUACGAACUGAGUAGAUAUCUCCAGUGCCGUCCGUCUCCCCCACCCUCCUGUACACAUACGUGGGAUGUUUCAGGACUCAGUGGCCUUUGAGGAUGUGACUGUGCACUUCAGCCUGGAGGAGUGGGCUCUUCUGAAUCCAUCCCAGAAGAAACUCUACAGAGAUGUGAUGCAAGAAACCCUCAGGAACCUGGCCUUAGUAGGAGAAAAAUGGGAAGACCGUAACGGUAAAAGUCUGUAUGAACAUCAUCAGACAAAUCUAAGCAAGCCUGUGGUAGAGAGUCCCUGUAAAAAUAAAGAAGGUAGUCCGUGUGAAGAAUCCUUCAGCCAGAAUCCAAAUCAUAAGCAAAUAAAGAAAACUCCUGCUGGAAUAAAGCUACGUAAAUGCAGUUUCUGUGGACAAGUCUUCAGACAUCAUUCAUCCUUCAGCAGGCACAUGAUCUCCCACACUGGCCACAAACUCUAUGAGUAUCAGGAAUAUGAAGAAAAGCCCUAUAAAUGUAAGGAGUGCGGGAAGGCCUUCAAGCAUCGCCAGUCCAUUCGAGUGCACGUGAGGACGCACACUGGAGAGAAACCGUACAAAUGCAAGCACUGCGGGAAGGCCUUUAAGCACUGCCAGUCCAUCCGAAAGCACGAAAGGAUCCACACUGGAGAGAAACCCUACGAAUGCAAACAGUGUGGAGAAGCUUUCCGGUAUCGCCACAACUUUCAAAAGCACGAGCGAACUCACACUGGAGAGCAGCCCUAUAGGUGUAAGCACUGUGGGAAAGCCCUUAGUUGUCUCAGCUACUGUCGAAUUCAUGAAAGGACUCACACCGGAGAGAAACCGUACGAAUGUAAGCAGUGUGGGAAAGCCUUCAGUUACGCCAGUUACAUUCGGAUCCACGAGAGAACUCACACUGGAGAAAAGCCCUAUGAAUGCAAGAAGUGUGGGAAAGCCUUCAGUUGUCCAAAUUACUUUCGAAAACACGAAAAGACUCACACUGGAGAGAAACCCUAUGAAUGUAAGCAGUGUGGCAAAGGCUUCAGCUGCCCCAGGUCCUUUAGAAGUCAUGAAAAGAGACACCGGGGCGAGAAGCCCUAUGAAUGUAAAAUAUGUGGAAAGACCUACAGUUGUCCCGUCUACUUUCGAAAUCAUGAAAGGAGACACAGCGGGGAAAAAUCCUAUGAAUGUAAAAUAUGCGGUAAGGCCUUCAGUUGUCCGAAGUAUUUUCGAAAACAUGAAAGAAGUCACACGGGAGAGGAGCCCUGUGAAUGUAAGGAUUGUGAGAACAGCUUGACUCCUCUCCCUGUAUUUCAAACACACGUGGUAAAGCACAGCGGAGAUGGACCUUACAAGUGUAAAGAGUGUGGAAAAGUCUUUGAUUGUCCCACUAACUUUCGGUGUCAUGAGAAGAUACACAGUGGAGAAAAGCCACACGAAUGUAAGGAAUGUGGCAAAGCCUUCGGUUCCUCCAUGUCCCUUCAAAACCACGAAAGAAGUCACAGUAGGAAAAAACCUCACGCAUGUAAGGAAUGUGGUAAAGCCUUCAGCUUUCCCUGUUCCCUCCAAAAACACGAGAGAAGUCAUACUGGGGAGAAGCCCUAUGCAUGUAAGCAGUGUGGGAAAGCCUUCACUUACCUCAGUUCUGUGCAAAAGCACGAAAGGACUCACAGCGGGGAGAAACCCUAUGCAUGUAAGCAAUGCGGGAAAGCCUUCAUUUAUCUCAGUUCUAUGCAAAAGCACGAGAGAACUCACAGUGGAGAGAAACCCUAUGAGUGUGAGCAGUGUGGGAAAGCCUUCAUCACCCUGUCCAACGUGCAGAGGCACAUGAUCAAGCACACAGGAGAUGGACCCUGUAAGUGUAAGGAAUGUGGCAAGGCCUUCGAUUGUCCUAGCUCAUUGCGAACCCAUGAACGUACUCACACUGGGGAGAAGCCCUAUCAGUGUAAACACUGUAGUAAAGCCUUCACUCGCUCUAGUUCUUUACGAAACCAUGAAAGAACUCAUAAUGGAGAGUAGCAAUGUCAAUGUAAGGAAUGUGGAAAGUUCUUCGUUCUAGUUCUUUCUGAAUACACAAAAGAACCCACACUGGAGAGGAACCUUACAGAAACAGUAUGGUGAACUCUCUACUCCCUAUGAUGUCCAUGUACAUGGAAUUCAUACCAGAGAGAAACUUUCAAUGUAGGGAAAGUUGUGCAAGCUUUCAUUGACCACACAGUCUUUGGAGGACACGGAAGAGUGCACACGGGGGAAUAAACCAUAUGAACAUAAAGAAUCAGGGAAAGCCAUCCAUGCAUUUCCAUGGGAGGCCACGGAAGAACUCAUUGGAGAAUUCUGUUGAAUGUAAACAUUGUAGGAAAAUUAAUUUGCCCCAUCUUCCUAAAAAAACCACACGAGAAUAUACAAGGGAUAAAUACCUUAUAAAUGAAAAAUAAAGGAAGCUUUUUAAUUUAAAAAGAUAUGUUCAAAGUCAUUUGAAAACCUGCAUUGUAAAGAAAAAGUGUAAGUAAUAUGGGUAAGCCUGAUGCAAAUUACUGUACAAUAAAUGCUCCCCCAGAUUCACAACAUGAAAGAAAUGUUACUAACAUUACACAUAGGUUGUCUUCUGUGACUUUUUCUUUAUUCACCAGUUUUAUUGAGAGAAGUUGACCCAUUACUGCAUAAGCUUAAGACAUGUAGCCUGAUGGUCUGAUUUACAUAUAUUGUGAAAAAGCUACAGUGGCUCGUUCUUCAAGUGAUUCUCUGUUUUGUGGAUUUCUACUUAGUUUUGCAAGUAAACAUUGAGGUGGGAAAAUACUGUGGGUUCUCACUAAGCCGUGGUUUCUAAGUUUAAUGGGUAGUUUUUGCCCUUCAGUACAAUGCUAGUGUUUUUCAUUUUGAAGACUGUUUCAUCCGUGGAUGAACUGAAGUCUAUUUCUUAACAUGCAAGUAGGUUUAAUUUUUACAUAAGUUUUUCUGUUUUUUUCCUGUAUGAAUAGGACUGUUGAGUAAUGUCAUGUUACCCUUAAAAAGAAAUUGCCAAUUAUUUUACCAGCAAAAAAAGGUUCAAUAGCAGAGAAUUGCAGUUCAGGACAAGGAAGGCUACAUAAUGCCAUAGACAGUUCUGGAAAACAAAGGAAGAGGAAUGCUGGUCUGUAAAAUAAAGGGGACUUGGAAGGGGCUGUUAGGAACAAAAUAUUGGUUGGAAUAAACUGGGACAUUCAGAAUAAUAUGGGGCUUCUCAUUGGCUGAGUCGCGACUGUCAUUGGCUGGGCUGUGGCGGUGAGAGGAGGGACCCUUUCUUCCUCCUGCUGGGACUCAAAGUAGUCGCUAACAUGGUAUUUCAAGGUAUGUCUCCUCUGGUGAGGGUGCAGUUGAGGAAGAGAGGUAGGGCUGGGAACUUCCACUGCUGAGCUCCUGACUCCAUUCUGAUGUUAUUUU